ACAAAUCUAUCGGCUCUGUUCUUUUUGUCCUCGAAGCCCAAACAAAACCAGACACAACCCAAGAACUACGAUUAUGUCGAAAACCGCUUUUUUUCUCGGCCUCGGAUCCAAACCUCUCCCUCCACUUCUCUCCUUUGGCACUUUCCUUGUCCCUUAUUCUUCUUCCUCCUCGCCGGCGAUCGGAGUUUCCGCCGCCGACUGUGCUCUUAAAACUUUUGGCCGAAAGGCUCGAGCUUCCCGCCGGCGAUUGGCUCUGGGUGUUGGUGUUUCGUUCUGGAUGAACAUGGCGGGUAAUUCCGCUGGGAAAUCGUUCGUCGCUUCUGCGAGACAGACAAAUCCUUCACCCGUCGAAGAGGCUUUGAAGAACGUGGAGUGGCCAGACAGCUUCCCCUUCAAGGACGAAGAUUUCCAGCGAUUCGACGAGUCAUCUGAUUCGCUGUUCUAUGAUGCUCCACGGUUUGUGACACACAUUGACGAUCCGGCCAUAGCUGCAUUGACAAAGUACUACUCUCGGGUUCUGCCUACAAGCAAUACUCCGGGAGUGAGCAUUCUCGACAUGUGUAGCAGUUGGGUCAGCCAUUAUCCGGCCGGGUACAAGCAAGAACGAAUAGUUGGAAUGGGCAUGAACGAAGAAGAGCUUAAGCGUAAUCCGGUUCUAACCGAGUAUGUAGUCCAAGAUUUAAACCUCAACCCGAAUCUGCCUUUCGAUGAUAACACUUUCGAUGUGAUUACAAACGUGGUUAGCGUGGACUAUCUUACGAAGCCACUCGAAGUAUUCAAGGAAAUGAGCAGAAUCCUCAAACCCGGAGGACUUGCUCUGAUGAGCUUUUCCAACCGCUGUUUCUGGACUAAGGCCAUCUCGAUAUGGACAUCAACCGGUGAUUCUGAUCACGCCGUGAUCGUUGGAUCGUAUUUCCAUUACACCGGAGGAUAUGAACCUCCUAAGGCUGUGGAUAUAUCCCCGAACCCUGGACGCUCGGAUCCGAUGUACGUUGUAUACUCGAGAAAACUAUCCUCGGCUUAAGCAAACAUUGCACGGACUCGGGAAAGGUCUGUCUGUACAUAGGCAAUGUCUUUGUGAGAUGGUAAGACUCCAGACAGAUCCAUAUUUAGCCCGGCAGUCUUUGAAAUUCAGCGUUUUUUUUCCUUCUUUGUAGACACAACCCGGUUUUGGGUUACAAGAAAUCGACGUAAACCGGGUUAACCAAUUCGGUUC
Messenger RNA from Tarenaya hassleriana, 1216 nucleotides. RefSeq lists its product as uncharacterized. The coding region runs from base 74 to 1024 and encodes 316 amino acids. Gene Ontology annotation, molecular function: S-adenosylmethionine-dependent methyltransferase activity. Lineage: Eukaryota; Viridiplantae; Streptophyta; Magnoliopsida; Brassicales; Cleomaceae. The record is from RefSeq and is a predicted model, not a curated record. The transcript has 8 exons.